This is a messenger RNA of Scheffersomyces amazonensis, 1287 nucleotides long. RefSeq lists its product as uncharacterized. NCBI's taxonomy places the organism in Eukaryota, Fungi, Ascomycota, Pichiomycetes, Serinales, Debaryomycetaceae. Bases 73 to 1287 code for a protein of 404 amino acids. The transcript has a single exon. The record is from RefSeq and is a predicted model, not a curated record.
UAAGUUCUUUCAUUAAUUAUAUCACAAUUCAAGCUAAAAGGCUAAUACAUAACAAUUAACACUUUAUUACAAAUGUUCGCAAUUAAUCCAUUCUUCCAAGGUUACGGUGGUAAUGAUGAAUCCAAUUACGAUUUCAAUUCUUUAAUUGACUAUCUUCAGGAAAGACAUCAACAACAACAAUUUGAACAAUCGAGGCCGAAAAUAGUUAAAAAGAUAGAAAAUGAAGAUUCAUACCAAAUUCAAGUUUAUAAGAAAUUCGGAGAUUUUAAUAAUUAUGAAGUGAAAGCUAUUAAAGUUCCAAAUACUUAUGCAAACCAGCCUCAAUUGAUUAAUAUUGUAUUGCAACUGGCAAAAGAUCAAUUCAAGAAGGUUUUCCAGUUUAGAUUAGAUGAUGUAUUAGUUGAUCAAAUCAACUGGGAAUGGUAUAAGGCAGAAAACAUUUUAGUCCUUAAUAUUCCAAAGAGAGUUAAAGUAUGUCAUUCUAGUAGUGUUGAAGAUUUAGCUACCUUAUUAGGCUUUCCUUUUUUUUAUCAGGAUAGAAAUGCAGAAGUUAAUAGAUCUGAUGAAGUAGAUUCAGUUAGGAAACAACAAGCUGAAAGGCAAGCUAGAUUUGAAGCUCAACAAAAGGCCCAAGCAGAAUUUAAGGCCAGACAAGAAGCUGAAAGAGCUAGGCAAGAAGCUGAAGAGAGGGCUAGAAGAGAAGCUGAAGAGAGGGCAAGAAAAGAGGCUGAAGAAAGAGCAAGAAAAGAGGCUGAAUUAAGAGCUAAAAGAGAAGCCGAAUUGAAAGCUAAAAGAGAAGCUGAAAUUAAAGCCAAGAAAGAAGCUAUGAUAAAGGCUAAGAAAGAAGCCAAGUUAAGAGAGGAAGAAAAACUUCAACAGCAAAGAGAAGCUUAUGAUAAGUAUUUACAACAACAACAAGAAUUCUUCAAUCAAUUUUUCAAUGGAAACUUAUUCCAUAAAUCUACCUCACCUUUCGAAUUUGCUUCUACUCCAUCACCAGUGAGGUCACCAAAACCACAACAACAAUAUCAACCUCAACCUCAAUCUCAUUCUCAAGCUAUGCAAAGACCAGUAGAAUCUGAUAAUGAAUCCAUAGAUUCAGAAAAUGAAAAAACAACUCCAAAUGUAACAGUUUCUACUCCUCCACCAGCUUCAGUUGCAGCUGAGAAAUUAUCACCUCCAACAUCUCCAGAAUCUGAUGGAAUGCAAAAAUUACAUAAGCAUCCAUCAUUAGAAGAAGUUGAAGAUGAAGAGUUCGUUAUGUUCAAUAAAAAAUUUAACCAUUAA